Messenger RNA from Panicum virgatum (switchgrass), 3237 nucleotides. Its product is annotated as zinc finger CCCH domain-containing protein 53-like. Bases 318 to 2315 code for a protein of 665 amino acids. NCBI's taxonomy places the organism in Eukaryota, Viridiplantae, Streptophyta, Magnoliopsida, Poales, Poaceae. Gene Ontology annotation, molecular function: RNA binding; metal ion binding. The record is from RefSeq and is a predicted model, not a curated record. The transcript has 9 exons.
AGCACAGUGAGAAAGGAGCGAGCUUAUAGAUAGAUAGAGAGAUGGCGAUGCAGCGCGAGGUGCGCACUAGGCCCCGCUCCUUCUCCCCGUCCCCGGUAGAGUAGCAAUAGCAAGUAUACUAUAGCAUAGCUUGCCCGCCGCCGCCACCUCUGGGCUUGGGGAAAUGGAGCAGCCGCUCACUGCCUCACUGGCGCCGCACCUAGUGAAGUGAAGCUGCUUUCUUGAGCUCCAGCACCCAACACGAGGGGGAGAGAAGUAGCUCUCGUGCUGUGAUUGCUUGCUUCCGUCCGCUGCAGUCGAUCGAGGAGCCGCUGGCCAUGGACGCCUACGAGGCCACCAAGGUGGUGUUCUCGCGGAUCCAGGCGCUCGACCCGGACCACGCCACCAAGAUCAUGGGCUUCCUGCUCAUCCAGGACCACGGCGAGAAGGAGAUGAUACGCCUCGCCUUCGGCCCGGAGGCGCUGCUCCAGACCGUCAUGGCCAAGGCGCGCAAGGACCUCGGCCUGCUCCCGGCCACGCCCACCUCCGCCGCCGCCGCCGCGCACUCGCCGUUCCUGCUUUCGCGCCAGAACUCCGGCCGCUGCGGUGCCGCCGCCGGCACCGCGCCCUCGCCGCUCUCGGUGUCGUCGCCCUCGUCGUGGGCGCCGCCGCCCGUGUUCUCACGGAGCAACAGCGUCAGCAAUGGCGCGGCGGAGGAGAUGGCCGGCGUCGGGGAGGAACUGACGAGCCCGGCGAACGGGAACGGCCCGCCGUCGCCGUUCUUCGCCGCGCCCGCCGGGGACCCGCUCCUCGACGAGCUCCAGAUGCAGGAGCAGCUCGCGUUCCUCAACGACGCGGGCGCGGGGGCCGGGCACCAGCUGCCCCUGUUCGACGGCACCGAGCGCCGAAGCCCCGGCGCCGGUGACGGCGGCUUCUUCCCGUACGGGAGCCUCGGGUGGGCCAGCGGCGGUCCCGGGCACCGGCGCAGCUCGUCGGUGAGCGAGCUCUGCCUCGGCGGGGCCGACGGCUUCGGCUUGAAGCCGUGCCUGUACUACGCCCGCGGGUACUGCAAGAACGGCAGCGCUUGCCGCUUCGUGCACGGCGACGACGCCGGCGCCACCAUGGAGCAGCAGUGCCAGGACAUCCUCCUACUCCGCUCCAAGUCCCAGCGCCUUGGUGCCGGCGCCUUCCCCUACUCCCCAACCGGCUCGCUCCCUGGCUCCCCCUCGGUGGCCAGCAAGUGCCUGAGCUUGCUCUUGCAGCAGCAGAACGAGAACCAGAGGGCGGCAGCUGCAGCGGCCGCCGCAGCGCUGAUGCUGGGGGGCGACGAGGCGCACCACAAGUUGAUGGGGCGGCCGCGCACCGACUUGGCGAGCAUGAUGAACCCCGGCUCGCGGCAGAUUUACCUCACCUUCCCGGCGGACAGCACGUUCCGCGAAGAGGACGUCUCCAACUACUUCAGCAUCUACGGCCCCGUCCACGACGUGCGCAUCCCGUACCAGCAGAAGCGCAUGUUCGGGUUCGUCACCUUCGUCUACCCGGAGACGGUGAAGCUGAUCCUGGCCAAGGGCAACCCGCACUUCAUCUGCGACGCGCGCGUCCUCGUGAAGCCCUACAAGGAGAAGGGCAAGGUCCCCGACAAGUACAGGAAGCAGCAGCUGCAAGGUGAGAGGCUGGAUUUCUCCAACGGGUUAGACGCCAAAGACUCCUUGGAUCUGCACCAGCUCGGUGCGAGGAUGCUGCAGCACUCCAACAGCGCCAACGAGAUGCUGCUGAGGAGGAAGCUGGAGGAGCAGCAGGCAGCCGAGCUGCAGCAGGCCAUGGAGCUCCAGACCCGGCGCCUGAUGGGCUUGCAGCUGCUAGACCUCAAGCCACGCUCUUCGCCGAGCCCCAUCGGCAUGCCCUUCAGUCCCACCCGGGCUGUCGCCUCCCCAACCGUCGAUUCGCCGCCUGAUUCCGCAGUCGAUCAAGGCAAGGGCAGCAGCUUCCUUCUUCCCCAGAGGCGGGCGGUCAACGGAGGCGAUAAGGAGGAAUCUAGCGGCGAGGCGAGCCCGAACGCAGACAGUGACCAAAGCGCGGAGCAUAACCUGCCGGACAGCCCUUUCGCGUCGCCGACCAAGUCAGCCGCAGCAUUUGCUCAUGAUCCUUUCACACCCACGGAGUCGGAGAUCGCAGCGGCGGCCUCUCCCGGGCGCAGCACCGCCUCCUUCGCCGGCAUCAACAAUGGUGGCCUGACUGCCCAUCUCAGGCCCUCUGCCCUGGACAUACCUUCGCCAAAGCCAUACUUCUUCCCCAUGUCCAGGCUGUCCUCCGAUCGCGGCGCGAUCGGGAUGUAAAGUUGUCCUCAAUGGGAGGGAGUAUGAUACUACUGGCUAAUCAUAGAAUACUUACUAGAAGCAAAGAAAGAAGAUAGUGGAGUAUAGGAAAAAGAAUGGAGAAGUUGCAGCAUAGUGUUAGUUCAGUUCCCUUUUUUUUCCUUUUCACUUUCAUGAGUUGAUAGACUUUAUGAAACAAACCACAAGUAGGAGAAGAUGCCAGCCAUGGCCGCCCACAAGCUGGGAAGCAGCUAGCAGCAACAGAUUAGUGCUCUCCUGUCCACAUUACCAUCUGCAUUACUACUAAUUACUACCAUUAGUGUACUUACUGUUACCACCACCAGUUUCCAGUAUCCAGUUGAUGUAUUACUAGCACAGUAGGACCUGACCUAGUAGCUCCAUGAUAUGCUACUGCUACAACAGCCACUAGUUCAUACUACACUUGACAGCACUAGGUGUGAUGCUUACCAACCACAUGAAGAUAGGUAACUCUACCUUGUUUGUUUGCCUGUAUGCAAACAGCCAUGCAAGGCAGUGCGCAGAUGUGACAGGCUUUGGCUUGGAGGAGGUUGGUCCAGUGUGUGUAUUGUAUGAUGUAAAAAGAUGUCACAAGAUGGAGAAACAAACGAGUGCAGUGUAGGUGUGUGAUUGAAGGACCACCACCGUCCGCAGUCUGCUGAUGCCGAACUAGAACCAAGCUGUUUGUCAAUAUAGGAAGGAGAGGUGUCAGCGUUGUUGGCUGGGUGGGGGGUUGUUCAUGGAUGGUCCCCUCUUCUUUCAGCAGAUGCAGCUCACUACAAAAGAAAAGAUGUUUCUUUUUCCUUUUCGUUUUUUUUAACUUUUGCUUCUGUCGAAUGAAUCUGCUGUAGUGACAGUGUUAUUGUUAUACAUACAAAUUAAAGGAAAGAAAGUGAAAGAUAUGGAAAUAAAUUUUCCCUCUGCC